Molecule: messenger RNA, 150 nt
Organism: Gaeumannomyces tritici R3-111a-1
Lineage: Eukaryota; Fungi; Ascomycota; Sordariomycetes; Magnaporthales; Magnaporthaceae
Exons: 2
Coding region: 1-150 (49 amino acids)
Source: RefSeq, a predicted model, not a curated record
AUGCUUAAUAAUAGCAACGGUUUUUUUAACGCCAAUAACAAUAACGGCGGCAACGCGCGGGUUAACGCUAAUUAUUUGCUUUGCCAUUAUAUUUUGGCCGCGAUACCGGUAAUUCGCCGGCAUGUCCCCGGGGGGUCCGUACCCGGCUAG